This is a messenger RNA of Cheilinus undulatus (humphead wrasse), 2539 nucleotides long. It is a transcript of the gene cspg5b, whose product is annotated as chondroitin sulfate proteoglycan 5b. Gene Ontology annotation, biological process: nervous system development. The coding region runs from base 530 to 2539 and encodes 669 amino acids. The record is from RefSeq and is a predicted model, not a curated record. Lineage: Eukaryota; Metazoa; Chordata; Actinopteri; Labriformes; Labridae. The transcript is spliced from 6 exons.
AGCACUGUGUCCGCGCGUGCGUGUGUGUGUGCUGGCACUUUGACACCCAAAUGCACAUGUGCGCGCGCGCCGUGCCGUGCAUUGCUUCCUUUCCAGAGGGGAGAAAGGCUUAACUGACUACAUGCAUGCAUGAAGGCAGGUAGGCAGGCGGAGAUGAACCGGGCUCAUUAGAAAUAUCUCGUCUGCAGAACCAUCCGCAGGUCACGCGCAUUACUACUAAAGCCCGUGGUGCUGCCGGUCGACGGACCCCCCAAAAGCGCAGAGGGACACGCGCGCGCUGAAAAGGUGUGGAGGAGAGGAGACCCGCGCGGUACAAUGGAGCCGAACCCGAGCUGUUAAACCGCUCACACAAACCUAGAAGAAGAAGAAGAAGGCGCGAAGGGAGGAUAGGAUGAAGAAAACCGGCAAGAUCUGAACUUUUGGAGGAUCUACCGUAAGGAUUAUCGCACAGCUACACAAUUUGACCGGCACACCGAGGGAGGAAGGGGAUCACAGUUUGCAUCAGCGUGUCAAAGGGAAAGCGCACACUAUGGCUGACAGUCGUUUGGGGACCUGGCAGGUGCUGCUGACCAUCUCACUGGUCAUCUUACCCCUCAGUGCUCACGGGAGGCAUUCGUCCAGCAGGCACCAUCAUCACCACAACCAAUCAUCUGUCAACAAAGAGGCCUUGAACGCCAGGAUGGUUCUCAGCGAUGACUCGGCAGAAAGAGACCACCUGAUUGGAGCAGGGGCCUCACUCCCACUCAGCUCCACUAAACGCCACCAUUCUCAGAAACACAAGUACCUAGACUUCAUCGAGGAGGACGCACCUGGUGGGGAAGAGCUCACUGCUGGAGGGGCGGGUCCAGACCAGCCCGGAAACCCCAUGUCUGAUGACGUCAUCACGGUGGAGUUUCACAGCCCUGCGCCGGACGUAGUGAACCCUGAUGGUGGUCUGGAUUGGGCUAAAGUCCCAAAACCUCAAAAGCAAAAAGGUGGCGACCCUACGGCGUGGACUCUCUCAGACUUUUAUGACUACCUGUCUCCGGAUGACGAUCUCUCUGCGUUGGAUGCCACCCCAGAACCUGAGGUCACCCCCUCACCCCCGGCGGACAUGGAGGACGAGAACCCGCUCCUGGCUGGUGCUCCUGCUGCUCCUGAAAAUGUGAGGCCCAACGUGGUGCCCAAGGUAGAACGCAAACCCUCCUUACCUGCUGCACCCAAGCCAAUGCCCGACAAUGGAGAUAGUUUAAGCUUUGGUGGCGCCGUGGGAACUGACGGCUGCAGACUGGGCUUUGUACGCUCUGGGCCUGGGUUGUGUGUGUCUCAGUGUGACGUUGAACCCAAUUUCUGCUUCAAUGGAGGAGUGUGUACCGUGGUGGCAGGAAUGGGAGCCUUCUGCAGGUGCAACGUGCAGGACUACAUCUGGAACAAAGGCACACGCUGUGAUUGGAUGGUCACAGAGUUUCAGGUGAUGUGCGUGGUGGUUGGCGUGUCCUCGAUCGUGCUCCUUCUCCUCUUCAUGAUCAUCGUCUUCUUUGCCAAGAGGCUGCACCGCCUCAAGAAUGAGAACAAGCGCCUUCGCCAACGCAGUAAAUUCCGCCCACAGAGCAGCGAGCCACAGACGGACGGCCUCUCAGUUUCCACAACAGCUGACGGAUCGCAGCCAAACGUAAGGAAACUGUGCGACACCCCUCCGCCUGCUCCUCAAGCUCACACACACAACCUGGCGUACUAUGACAACAUUAUCUGUCAGGACGAGCCACAGAAGCAGGAAGACCCCGCCAAGUCCCCGCAAGCCAAGGAAGAGGGCUCCAUGAACAUCCUCAACUCUCACUCCCCCAAACACGAGAACAACCGUCCCACUUCCAUCGCCCACACUCCUAACAACACAGAGGAGAAUGCUGAGGAUGGAGUCACUAUCGGCCUGGAAGUGCUCCUCCCUAAAGAUGCCAAGCUACACCCAGAGACCAGGACGCCCCUUCAGUACGAUGUCUUCCUGUACAAGGUUCCCAACAGUGGAGAGCUUGUCUGCACUCCAAGCCAAGCCCCUCCAACUCACAGCAUCGACUCCUACUCCCCUCACCCUGCGCCCAAAUCACCCAAAACACCCAAGACCCCCAAGACUCCCAAGACUCCCAAGACACCCAAGUCACCAAAAGUGCCGAAGUCCCCCAGACAUACCAAGGACCAGCCACACAGUCCUCGUGAACCCUUGUCCGGGAGGCAUUCUUCACCCUGCCGUUACCCCUCACCGAACCGCCACCAGUCACCCAGCCGUCGAUCUGAGCCUGGCUGCUAUUCCUCCCCCUCCUCCCAUCCUUCCUCCCACCGUUCCCCCUCGGAGUACAAAAGCGUGGCCACCUCCUCUUCUGCCUCGCCUCUGUUACGCAGGCCUAGAGGUCGCUCGCAGGGUCCCAGCUCAGAGCAGGAGGAGACGGGGAAGAUUGUGCACAUUCGUCCAUCACCCUCCUCUCCACACCUUACCCAGCCUCCGCCAUCGCCAUCCAGAGCAAAGUACAGCCCAGCCAGCACCCGGUCCCUCCCACCACUGUCCUAA